AUGGGGAACUUCCAAGCAAAAGAACAUUUAAAAGGGCUGGAUAUUGAGACAGAACUUGAUGGCUCAACUCAUGAACAUGUAACAGUUCAUAAUUGGUUGACUAAAGAAUUAGACAAAGUACGACUGCAGAAAUUUUCUCAAGGUUUUCCAAAACCAAUUCAUAUACUACAACCCGUUGAUGCUGGCGGCGACGAUCAAUUGGUACAACGAUUGCAACAGAGUGUCACAAAUAAUAUUGAAGAACCUAUUCUACUUGUUCCAUAUAAUUUGGAAAAUUUUUAUUGGAGUGCAAUAUUCAUAGAAUUUAAAGAAAACCGACAAAUUCGGCGAGCUGAAUUUAUUGACCCAGUAAGGGAUUCAAAAUUCGAUCUUGAUAAGAUUCAAAAAGAAAUUGCUAAAUUCCACCCUGGUGUGAUUUUAUCUUCGAAACAAUUACAAAAGCAUGAAGAUCCUCAAAAGAGUGCACAACUAAUCAUUCAAAAUUUAAUAAAGAGUGUCGAAGAGUCUCUACUGACGGAUAUGUCAUAUCAAAAUACCAAUGAUUUACAGAAUCGUAUUGCUGACGAACAACAAAGCCAAACUUGUGUACUGGAAGAUCAGCAGUUUGAUUGUCAGAAUCACAUGUUCACCAAUGAAAUAUUAUCACAACUCCCAUGUAAUGAUAACAAGCUCAGUAAGUCAUACAACGCAUCUAAUAAUGUAGGGAUAGCUUGUAAAAACCAGCAUAUACGACAUUCCUUGAAAACGCAAUCCCGAAUAGAACAGCAAAUGGAUGAGAACGAACAACCAGGAACAUAUGUUCAGUCUGAAGUUAAGGAAAAUUAUUUCUAUUGUUUAAGCACUCACCAAGAAAUUAUGAAAGAGCUCUGUAGUACUGCAACUAGUGACUCGGUACUCUCAAUUAAUAACCACUCUCAGCUGCAACUGUGUACAUUACUAAAGAAACAGUUACGAGAUGGUUUGCACAAGCUCGAAAUUAGUGAUGAAAAAGAGUUAGAAGAGGAAAUAGUCAAAAAGAAACAAGAAGCUCAGAAUCUUGAAGAAAAAGGAAGGCAUAAUAUUGCAAAGAAACGACGAGAAUCUCUAUCAAAACUAGAAGAAGUUCAACAAUUAGUCGAUACAAUAAAAGCACAAGAGUCUCUCCUAUCAUUCGAUAAUCUAGAAGAAUUAAAAGCAACCUUAGUUAAUGGUCUUUUAGAACACGAUGCGAGUGACAAAACAGGAUUGAAAGAGAAGAUUAUAAAAAAGAAGCAAUAA
Molecule: messenger RNA, 1257 nt
Organism: Rotaria socialis
Lineage: Eukaryota; Metazoa; Rotifera; Eurotatoria; Philodinida; Philodinidae
Source: the annotation of a GenBank genome assembly